AUGAGCCUAUAUCAGCUGGCCAACUUGAAAACUGCCGCUCCUCAGCCACCUUGCAAUCAAGUCUAUUCCGACUCCCAAUGGCUGCCCAGCGUGAACUUCUAUCAAGUAUUGGCCAACAACUGUGCCGAAUCCCCGGGACCUGAAUCCAACCAGCAGAACUCGACCGUCCAGGCUAUGACUUGCCCAGAGCCCAGUUGGCCCGACCGUCCGGCCGCAGGGUUCGGGGUACCGGGAAAACGAAGUUGCCUAAAAAUUGCCGUUUUGGGCACAAACGAGAGUACAGAAAUGUCCGCUGCCACUUCACCUCUCACGAGUACAACUGCCGGCGUGGGAGAACGCGGCAAGAACAAUCUUUCGCUAGUCAGAAGUCCCGCCAUACCAGAGAGUCUUUCCACGUCGGACAAGAAGACGGCCUGCCGUGUCGGCAGCUUCUCGCCACUUGGCGCCGGAGGGGAAUACCAGACGUUGCAGGCAGUUUGCGGUGAAUCGCAAGCGGUUGACGAUCUGUUCUGCGGUUACAACACUUUGCUGCCGAACAACAGACCGGGCCUGCAGACGAAUCGACAGCAAAAUACAUACCGACGACAAAUGCCAGCGAAAGAGGCUAAACCGGCCACGUCUAUGGCCUCGCGACAGCCAACCUACCCACCUGGAUCCGAGCAAAAAAGCAGUCCAGUCAAGCUCGCCAACGCACUUGGCGGAUUUAGUUUUGUUUAG
This is a messenger RNA of Protopolystoma xenopodis, 717 nucleotides long. NCBI's taxonomy places the organism in Eukaryota, Metazoa, Platyhelminthes, Monogenea, Polystomatidea, Polystomatidae. The record is from the annotation of a GenBank genome assembly.